AUGGGCUGGGCACAGGAGUCGUUAAAGGGUGCCCGGGUCCUGGUGACUGGUGCCAGUGCGGGAAUAGGUGAACAAAUGGCAUAUCACCUCGCCGGCUUUGGUGCCCAGGUGGUUAUUACAGCCAGGAGGGAAAAGGUUCUACAGCAGGUAGCAGAGAAAUGCCAGGUGUUGGGGGCCCCGAAAGCUCUAUACAUAGCAGCAGACAUGGCCAAUCCGUCUGACCCAGAGAGAGUGGUGAAGUUUGCUGUGGACAAGCUGGGAGGACUGGACUACCUGGUGCUGAAUCACUUAGGAUCCAGCCCAUUCACUAUGUGGGAUGGAGAUGUGGAACACACUAGAUGGUUAAUGCAGGUGAAUUUCCUCAGCUAUCUGCAGAUGGCAAAGACAGCUCUGCCUACCCUUGAGCAGAGUAAGGGUUCCAUUGUGGUCGUCUCCUCCUUGUUAGGAAAAAUGAGCAGUCCGUUUGUGGCUCCCUACACGUCCACCAAGUUUGCCCUGAACGGCUUCUUUGGGACGUUGCAGCAUGAGCUUGCCAUGCAGAGGAGCAACGUGUCCAUCACCAUCUGCAUCCUGGGCCUGAUAGAUACAGACUCAGCUAUGGAGAAAGUCAGGGGCAUCACCAACAUCCAAGCCUGGCCGGCCAGUGAGGCGGCUCUGCACAUCAUCACUUCUGGAGCCACGCAACAGACAGAGUCUUACUAUCCCUGGUUCUGGUACUAUGGCUGUCUCAUCAGAGACUGGUCCCCCUACUUCAGGGACAUGUCUUUACGUAACUUGUAUAAAUAUUAACCAUUUGCUUGAAAUAUACAUUAUGAUAGAAUCGCUUUUACAUUUUUCCCUUUUUGUUUACACUUAUUUGUUGAUUUAAAAAAAUGCUGUUACAGCCAACUUCUCUGACAUUGAUAAUUUAAACACAGUUCUUUAAAUGAUAAACAUUUCAGUAUAUAUUAAGAUUUUCAUGUAAAACUGUGUUACUUGUUGGUCUUCUUCUUUGUAUAAUUGGUUGCUUUUCUGUGGUACAUUUCUGCAUGUUUCUGUCACAAUUUGAACUUUGUCCAACACCUCUCUCAUUGCUUUUGAAUGAUAUCCACAUGUAAUCAACAGUACUGGGGAGUAGUGAACUACAUACAUGUAGGUCAACUAGUUAUUUAAUUACAUUUUGCAGUAGCUUGGUGGGAGUUGAACGAAAUUCAAAUAUUGGUAGUGUUUGUAGUAGUAAAUAACUUUUUUUUGCCAUGUAGCGAUGUUGCUAACUACACACUACUGUUUUUGCAAAAAUAAAUAAAAUAUGGGUGA
Molecule: messenger RNA, 1296 nt
Organism: Salvelinus namaycush (lake trout)
Lineage: Eukaryota; Metazoa; Chordata; Actinopteri; Salmoniformes; Salmonidae
Product: hydroxysteroid 11-beta-dehydrogenase 1-like protein
Exons: 6
Coding region: 1-789 (262 amino acids)
Cellular component (GO): intracellular membrane-bounded organelle
Molecular function (GO): oxidoreductase activity
Source: RefSeq, a predicted model, not a curated record